CUUUUCGUUUUCGUUUCGCCCACUUGUGCUCCUUUCGAAGUUGUAAUUUACGAAAUUUGAGAAAUUCAAUGUUUUCUCCUCGUUUACAUUAAAAUCGUGCAAGUCAACCAUACCUUCACGACAUCAACUAAACAAUUUCGUGGCCAGUAAAGCCGCCUAAUAAAAAUUACAACAAAAACUUAAAGUUACAGUGUCGUAAACAUUUGCCGAUGUAACAGUGAAAUGAAGUGAAAACUACUUUCGGGUGUUUAUUUAUGAUUCGUUUGUUGCCUGGCAAGAGAUCAGGAUGCAGUCGACGUCUGAAGGUUGUCUGAACAUAGCGGAGUUGGCCAACCAGCUGAAGCGGGAGAAGAUAUUCAUCAAUUCUGAGAGGCAGCUGUUGCAGACCCUCAAUGCGGAAGUGGAGAAGUGCACCCUGGAGCUGCUGCAGGCGGCGUGGAUCUGCUCGCAGCAGCGCCAGAACCUCGCCACCCUGAUCACCUCCAGGUCUGAGGCUGACUCUAUUGCCGCCUGCCAAAAAGCCAGUCUCCUGGAAGCCACCACUUUUAUUGAUGCUUUUAAGGUGUUCAAAUAUAAGGAAGCAAAUGCUCUUUCCGAGCUAUUGGGAUGGCUCCGGGAUUCCCCGCAGCUGGUGGCUCUAUUCCUGCUACUGGGGGAGGAGGAGUUGGGCAGCGGGCUGGCAUCAGCACUGGCUUCUGGACUCUACGCCAGUGGACGGUGUCCGAGCGACCGUGGCCGCCUGUUGGCCGUCAUACGGUCACUCAUCAAGCAUCAGCUGGCAUUGCCACAGCCAAGAAAACUAUUCCGCUCCGGCGCAUGCGCACUGUCCCAGCUGUACUCUGUGUUCCGCGAUGGGUACACUCCACUGCGGCAGUUCCUGGUGGCGGCGCUGCAGGGGCCGGUGAUGAACGUGCUGCGGGAGGACGAGUUCUUCCUGGAUCUGGACCCGGAUAAGGCUAUGGAGAGAUUCUCCUCAUCAGACCGCCUCAAAAAGUUCGGUCAACCAUCCAGCGCAGAAUACCAAGCUAAAGUGGCGCGCUACCGCAAGUGGACGGUGCAGUCGCUGUACAACCUGGCCAGCCGCUUCGUGGCCUCGCUGAAGGAGCACUGGCCGAGCUUCCCGCCCGCGCUGGCCUGGCUGCUGCACCAGGUCGUGAUGCUGAUGAAGCAGGCUGGAACCCCAGAACGCGAAAUCCACGCCCUGUGCUCCGAGCUGGUCAUGACGCAAGUUAUCUGCCCCGCCGUGGCGAGCCCCGAGGCGCACGGCGUGCUCGAGACACCGGUGUCCUACAUCGCCAGGUCCAACCUGCUGCAGAUCGCGCAGAUCCUGCAGAUGCUGAGUUUGGCUAAGUUUCAGGAGGUGGACCCAAAAGUGCGCGACGUGUACAGCCGGUUCGACCGCGCGUGCAUAUACACUCUGCUGGAGGCGGCGGCGGCGGCGGGGGGCGCGGGGGGCGGCGCGGAGCCCCCGCGCGCCGAGCCGCCCGCCGCCGCCGCCGCGCUGCUCACCGACCAGCAGCUCAAGCAGCUGCCUGUAUCGCGAGAACCGGUAGGCAGAGAUACAAUAAGAGUUGCAGUAAAAGUGCGCGACGUGUACAGCCGGUUCGACCGCGCGUGCAUAUACACUCUGCUGGAGGCGGCGGCGGCGGCGGGGGGCGCGGGGGGCGGCGCGGAGCCCCCGCGCGCCGAGCCGCCCGCCGCCGCCGCCGCGCUGCUCACCGAACAGCAGCUCAAGCACCUGAUAACAUUCCUGAAGCACGUAUCGUCCAAGCUGAACAACAACACGCCUGCGACGUCGGAGGAGACCUCUUCAUCCGGCAGCUCGGUGCAGGCUGACGCUUCUACAUUCAGUGACUCGGGCUCCACUUCGUUGGCGCAGCUGGUGCCGGGCGCGAGCCGCGCGCGCCUCUCCGACCUGCUGCGGCAGCAGCCCGACAUGAACAACUACAGGUGUGUACAGACUAGCUACAGGUGUGUACAGACUAGCUACAGCCACUCCCCGCUGGCGCAGCUGGUGCCGGGCGCGAGCCGCGCGCGCCUCUCCGACCUGCUGCGGCAGCAACCCGACAUGAACAACUACAGGUGUGUACAGACUAGCUACAGGUGUGUACAGACUAGCUACAGGUGUGUACAGACUAGCUACAGGUGUGUACAGACUAGCUACAGGUAUGUACGGACUAGCUACAGGUGUGUACAGACUAGCUACAGGUGUGUACAGACUAGCUACAGGUGUGUACAGACUAGCUACAGGUAUGUACGGACUAGCUACAGGUGUGUACAGACUAGCUACAGGUGUGUACAGACUAGCUACAGGUGUGUACAGACUAGCUACAGGUAUGUACGGACUAGCUACAGGUGUGUACAGACUAGCUACAGGUGUGUACAGACUAGCUACAGGUGUGUACAGACUAGCUACAGGUAUGUACGGACUAGCUACAGGUGUGUACAGACUAGCUACAGGUGUGUACAGACUAGCUACAGCCACUCCCCGCUGGCGCAGCUGGUGCCGGGCGCGAGCCGCGCGCGCCUCUCCGACCUGCUGCGGCAGCAGCCCGACAUGAACAACUACAGACCACCCCCGCCCGAGCCUCGCGACCAGCUAGACAACGGCUCGUCAAAAUUGCGCAUUCUGAACAAACUACCACUACGGGCCCGCGCGCCCGCGUCGCCGCCCGACGAGCGGCCCGCCGCCGCGCCGCAAGUCAUUGUCAUCAAUCUACCCAACGGGAAUAUUAGUGAUACUGUUGGUCUAGUCCCCGAGUCCAAAGUGCUGGAGUGUUACUACGGCGGGUCGGAGGCGGGCGACGCGGACGAGGCGGGCUCCGCGCUCGCCGCCGCCGGCCCAGCGCCCGUGCAGAAGCGGACCAGAUUCUCCGUGUCCCACGACGAGGUGUCCCUCGGCAACACGUCGGACAACCUCGAAGCAGUCUCGGAGGCGGCCUCCAACCACUCCUGCACCAGCAGUCUCGAGCUGGAGCCUGAGGACCAGAACGACAACCUGAGCGAUAUGGUGUCAGCAAACGUGAGUGGCCGCGGCAGCCCCAACAUCUCGGGGCGGGAGACUCCGUCAUCACAAGUGACUGACGGGGACGCGGCCGGCGAGGGGCCGCCUAGACGGCUACCACAAAAUGUCCCAGUGAACCAAGCGAACAGCCAGCAAGCGAAGUUACUGAAGCAAACAAGAAACGAUAUUGAAGACAAAUUCUGCAAGUUCGAGAUCAAGAAGCUUCUAGAAGGCGACGAGACGAUCAGCAUAAUGUCGGACACGUGGAGCACGGACGUGCUCGCGUCCGACUCGGAGACCAUCGGCGACUCCUGCGACCAGGCCAACCACAACCAGGGUACCAACACCAACAAUGCAAACGCCCCGGACGUGUCCGAGACCGCCAGCGAGUCCGCGUGGAGCAUCGACGUGCUCGCGUCUGAUAGCGAUCGGAAUACUGAGGUGGACACAGACGACUGCGUGUCCGUGGCGGCACGCUCCGACACGUCGUGGCCGCGGCGCCCUUCAGCUCAUGAAGACAGCGUGCCUCGCGCCGCCGCCGCGCGCGGCAGCCCUAGGCAUGCUGCUAUGCCUCACAGGACGGGCUACCUGAGCGCGACGGCGCAGCUGUCUCGAGGCGCAGAAUUAGACCUGAUGGCGCGCUCCCCCGGACACAACUACGCGCCUAUUGAGAACCGGAAGAGCAUACUGGUUAAUGGGUAUCCGGUGAUGACGUGCUACACGGCGUCGGCCCCCGAGAGCCCGAGCACGUCCGCGCCCGCGCCGCUCGCCGGGGACGUGUUCGACUACGGGCCACAGAACAACGACGACGUCGACGGCGAAAACGCAGCGACCGAAUCAACAGUCGACGGCGGCAACAACAGCGACGCAACCUCACAGUGGGUCGACGACAGCUUCCCCCCGCGCGCCGCGUCCCCCCGCGACUUCCCCUCCACCUCCAAGAUGUACGAGCAGCCCGACGACCGGUCGUGCGAUCAGUCGUGUGACCAGUCUAGAGGGUCGAGCGAGAGCGAGUUCAAUGCGAUGUCUGUGUCGCAGUAUGAUAGACGCUUUGACUCCGGCAUAGAUACGGACCGCCCGGACGAACGCUCCGCCCUGGCCGACCUGGUGACGCGGAUGUCUUCAGCCUCCAUCACCUCCAACCUGGUCAAUAAUCUGACUGCGAGAAUUGUCAAGUCGGAGAUACGGACCAGCAUCGUUAGCAUCAGCAGCUCGUCGCGAGUAGAAAAGCGCCAGACCGACAUGUCGCUAAGCAACCUGUCGGUGAACAGCGUGGAGACGGGCUCGGACAAGAGUUCCUCUCAGGACGUGAAUAGUGAACAGGUGACGGAGAGACGCGUGUCGCCGCCGCCGCUGAAGGCGUCCACUGGGGCCAUACCGAAGAGUAUUAGCUUUGAUGCGACGGCUGAGAAGAAUCAGAGGCGGCGUAUAAUGGGCGAGGAGGGCCUGGCGGGCAACCUGGACGAGCUGAAGAACAACGUGAAGCGCUCCGGCGGGAACAUCCUGCACAAGAUCAAGAUGUUCCGACAGAAGGGACGCUCUAUCAACAGUAGUAGCGAUAUCACACUCCCGUUCCCGUCGCCGCCGGCGCCGGGCGGGGAGAGCUCCGACGACAUCCUGGCCAAGUACCGGCGCGCGGGGCCCGAGCGAGCGCGUCGCCCCUCGCGCCCCGACCCUGAGCCCGCCGACCUGGAGAGACUGGAGGGCGUGGUGGACCUGAACGACCCUGAAGUCUUCAACAGCAUGAAGCGGCGCCUGCGCCUCGUCAUGUCCAACCCGGAGCUGCAUCCCGUGGACCACGCGCCCAGCCGCACCUCCCGCACCUCACUAACCCAGUGGGUGAGAGCCGCCGCCGUCUCCGCGACCACCGUGACCGCCGGCGCACACGCCACGGAGCUAGCGCGAGCGCUCGCCGGCGCCACGGCCACCGCCGGCGGCGAUACGGCCGCCGCCCGCCUCGCCGCCGCGCUUAGAGCUGAUCUAGCGGCGAGACGGCCCUAUGCGAACUAUUUGAAUAGUUGUAGAGCUGGGUUGACGCAUACGCUGCAUACUUUGAACAGCCAAAUCAGCACAGUCCGUUCAGAGUGGUCGUGGUGCGUGCGUUGCGCGGCCGCGGCGCGGGUCGUGGAGCAGCUGGACCGCGGGGGCUCCCUGCGCCGCCUGGCCCGCACCCACCACCACAACACGCAGCGGCCUAGCCUCAGUGGCGAGCUGAUGGAUGAGAAGGCGGCGCGAUUGACAGCCAACAUAAAGGCCAUCACCGCAGAAAUCAAGGCUGACCCCUCGUGGGAGGGAGCAUCCCCCGCCAUGCUGGAGAUGGUGGAGAUCACGGUGGAGCGCGCGGCCUUCGCGCGCCUCUACCUGCACGUGCUGUUCCCCAACGGCGACGGCGACAUCGCGCGCGACCAGGUCCUAUCGGAGCACAUCCGCCGCCUCUCAGCCGGCGUGUCCUGCGCGGCGCUGGGCGUGCCCGCGCGGCACCUGUGGGCCGCCCCGUUCCGCUCCGCUCAGCUCGCGCUGUCCCAUCUGCCGGUCUACACUACUCCUAGGGACAAGUUGGCGUGCAUAUCCCGAUGCGUGACGUGCAUCAUGGCGGCGCUGGGGCUGACGGAGGGCGCCGCGGCCGCCGCCGACGACCUCACGCCCGUGCUGGUGUUCGUCAUCAUCAAGGUGAACCCCCCCUCCCUGCUGUCCACCAUCGAGCUGGUGCAAGCGCUCGGCGGCCCCGCCCUGGCCGGCGAGGCGCUCUGCUGGUGGACGCACUUCUGCGCCGCCGUCGCCUACAUCAAGACCAUGGACUACCCGCGCACCUAGCGCCGCCCGAACCACGCCCGGUGUGCAGCGCGGUCGGGCGAGUCUCAACCCGUGGCUCGCUACACGCGCGCGCGCCCCCGGGCCCACUCCGUGUGAAGUACCCUGGCCGUUGCCAUGGUAACCGGACAGGACGGACUUUAACAUUCGUUACUAGCAUAAUAGUGGCUGAGCUGCAUUAUGUACGCAAAUUGGUGUCACAAAUGCUUUAGCAUUAAACCCCACUAUAGGUUUAGUGAUGGAGUGUCAGGAAACGAUACCAGUUUGUAUUUCCACUUGCAGCUUAUGAUAUACAUAAUAUUGCAUACCAAUAUGGUAAAUAAUAUAUUUUGGUAAUUACUAACUACAGAUAGUUGGCAAAUGAAGUAGUUAAAAGAAGUUAUAGGCAGUACUGUCAAUUGUGCUUUUAAAAUAGGAAUUGAAAUUGAAGCAACGAAUCACGUAGAGCUGUCGCUGUCGGGCACAAUCGCCAGUGGCGACAUCUCUUACUCGUUUUCAAGCAUUGUCUCACUCACACCCGUGGCUCUUAUAGCCAAAGUGUGAGGGAGAUGACAAUGUAUGGCCUUUUUCGCCGUGAUAUCCUCUCAGAACUGUAAAAUUUUAACACGACGAUAUUAAAAUUUAAAUUUACAUAUUUAUAAAAAUAUAUAGGAGCGGUUUUUUGUGUAAAUAUUUUGGCUUGAAAUUUAUGUAAUAGCCUCUUAUAUUUGUUGCUUGAAGAAUCAGAACCAUGCCCUAUCUAUAGGUAGGCGCAUGUAAAUGUAAUACUUACAUCAUAAUAAUUAAAUGUAGAUAAUUUAAUAUGUUUAAGGAUCUGAAUAAAGAAAUUAAAUCGAAUGUAAAAUGUUCCACCCAAAAUUUUAUCUUAGAAUUAAAAAAAACAUUACAUUUUGGGUGCAACUGUAUCUAAAGUGGUCUAGCCUUAGCUCCUCUGUGUGUGAUUCUUAAGACAUUAUAAUAACUAAAGUUGAACUUUUGUUUAAAGCCGAUUUUGUCACAUUAUACACGACUGUGAUCUAGGGUUGGGUACUAUGUAGGAAAUUAGGAACAUGAGACUCGUAAAUUAAGUAAAAAAUAUAAUAUGAAAGGAUCCAAAUGCCAGAUAUUUUUUGAUAAAUUGAUAUUCUAUGGAUAUGAGUAAAGACCGGUGUAUGUAAAAUAAACGUGUAAAGAAUCUAUUAGAGCGGUACUUCUCAUUAUUGUAUGUCGAAUGUCUUGUUAUAUGUAUAUUUGUAUAGCUGGAUGGAAUAGUUUGCUUGUUAUUGAUUUAUUUCUACCACCUUUAAUAUUUUUUAUCAUUGCUUUUUAACUGAAAUAUUGAUAUUAACCCAUUGUUUAAUUUUACAUAACUUUAUUUAGCUAAGCAAAUAACCAAAUGAAACUAUUUAUCUUAGUUACUAGAAAAUAAGCAAAAAUGUGUAUGUAGAGAUUUCUGGUAUAUCUUCCACAUUUAGAGUAAGCUUUAAUAAUAAUAUAUUUAUAAAGGUAGUAA
Molecule: messenger RNA, 7307 nt
Organism: Plutella xylostella (diamondback moth)
Lineage: Eukaryota; Metazoa; Arthropoda; Insecta; Lepidoptera; Plutellidae
Source: RefSeq, a predicted model, not a curated record